UCAGUUCAUGCCACAUCAAUAGCAGCUUCCAGAGUGGAGCAAGCACUAUCUGAGGUUGCUUCAUCUCUCCAAAGCAGUGCCCCUAAACAAGGUCCCCUCCAUCCUUGGAUGACUCUGGCUCAAAUAUGGCUUCAUGCAGCUGAAGUCUACAUAGGGAUUGGGAAGCCUGCAGAGGCCACAGCGUGUACCCAGGAAGCAGCUAAUCUCUUUCCGAUGUCGCACUAUGUUCUCUACAUGAGAGGUCAGGUGGCUGAACUUCGUGGAAAUAUUGAUGAAGCCAAACGCUGGUAUGAAGAGGCCUUAUCUAUUAGUCCUACCCAUGUGAAAAGCAUGCAGAGGCUGGCUCUGAUACUUCACCAGCUCGGGCGCUACAGCUUGGCAGAGAAGAUUCUCAGAGAUGCCGUCCAGGUGAACUCCACAGCUCAUGAGGUCUGGAAUGGCCUGGGAGAGGUGCUGCAGGCUCAAGGCAAUGAUGACGCCGCAACCGAAUGCUUCCUGACAGCGCUGGAGCUUGAAGCUAGCAGUCCCGUGGUCCCUUUUACCAUCAUUCCCAGAGUCCUUUGAAAGGGCAUCUUGAUCAACCGAUUUUGGUUUGACUUCUGGGUGAGGUAACCCAGCGUGUCAGGCUGCCUGGUAACUGGUUAGUUUGAAAAACUUUAGAGCUACAGGUAACGAACUCCAGUCUUUUGCAGGAAAGUGGCCAAAACAGUGACGUGAUACAAUAGGUUAUUGUCAGACUGAGAGGACAAAAUGGCUAGCCAGAACCAAAUCACUCAUAUCGCCUACAGUUUUGCCCUGGUAGUUUUAAAACAUCGUUAUAUUGUUCAUGGAUAAUGUGCCAUAUUUUGUUAGUGAUACUUGAGUGUUACAUAAAAUUAUAAUGGAAUCAACUACCAAAUGUAGAAUAAGUUAAAAUUCAGUGGCAGAGCAGACUAUUUUUAACAAGGCUGUUAAUAAAACUGUUCUCUUCCUGCCUCUCAACCCCUUUUGGCCCAAAGUCAAAAUGUGAAUUUUCUGUUUCCAUCUAUAUUUUAGUCCAGGCCAGAAAAUCAGUUGAGUUCUUGGUUUUAGUUGUUAAUAACUGUGAUGUGUGGCUAACUGUUAUCUCUAUCUAGAGCAAAGGCUGAG
This is a messenger RNA of Egretta garzetta (little egret), 1128 nucleotides long. RefSeq names its product tetratricopeptide repeat protein 7B-like. Gene Ontology annotation, cellular component: plasma membrane. NCBI's taxonomy places the organism in Eukaryota, Metazoa, Chordata, Aves, Pelecaniformes, Ardeidae. Bases 109 to 564 code for a protein of 151 amino acids. The record is from RefSeq and is a predicted model, not a curated record. The transcript has 3 exons. Gene Ontology annotation, biological process: protein localization to plasma membrane; phosphatidylinositol phosphate biosynthetic process. Gene Ontology annotation, molecular function: protein binding.